Messenger RNA from Brassica rapa (field mustard), 8463 nucleotides. Its product is annotated as transcription factor bHLH87. The record is from RefSeq and is a predicted model, not a curated record. Gene Ontology annotation, molecular function: DNA-binding transcription factor activity; protein dimerization activity. Lineage: Eukaryota; Viridiplantae; Streptophyta; Magnoliopsida; Brassicales; Brassicaceae. Gene Ontology annotation, biological process: regulation of DNA-templated transcription.
UAUGUUGUUUCAUGCAUUAAAAAAUUUAGUUUAGUAAUCAAACACAAAUUCAAUAGGACAAAUAUAUAAUAAGCAACAUAUAUAUGAUUUAAAUAUGUGAGUAAUAUUAAAAAUAUAUAGUAAUUAUGUAAAAACAAAUAUCUAUAUAUAUAUAAAUGUGAAAAUAUAUUCCUGCACAGUUGUGCGGGUGAAAAUCUAGUUUAUUAUUAUUUAAAAGUGAACUUUUCUUUUUCUGCAUGUCAUUAAAAUAUCCAUAUAUUUUCUUAUGAUAUAAUUUAAGAAUUAGUUUUGUUUAUUUGUUAGUUUCUCCAUAAUUUAGGAAUAAACAAUAGUUUUAUAAUUUUAAUAUAUAUUUUCAUAAUACUUAUAUAUUUUAAUAAUAAACAGUUUUGAAAAAAAAAUAUAAUAAUUAGAAUGUAUAGUAUACAUUAAUAUAUGAUAUAAUCUUAUUUAUUAUUAUUAAAAGGGAAUUUUUUCUUGCAUUCAUUAAAAUAUAAAUAUAUAUUUCUUUAGGUAAAAAUGGGUUAUAUAUUGUUCGAAGUUAUGUUAAAAUGAAUUCAUCAAUCGAAAGUUAUGUGUCCAAAAAGACACACCUCUUAGUUAUAUAAAUAUAUUUAUAAAUUCAGAUGAUUUCAAGAAACUUCAGGAUGAUAUUGUUUGCUUUGUGGCUACGUAUUCAGACUCUAGUGAACAUAAAAAUCAUGUAAACUGCAUUCAAGCUAAUGUAUCUUCAAUAGGAUCAGCAAAAGACAGUACACCUCAAAUCAAGAUCUCGAGAACCAUUGGUUACAAAAAACUUUGCUAAAUGAAAUUUCGAUGUAGGUUCAACAAAGAUACAAGACAUAGAUAUGCAACCACGAAGGGAAACCUCUUUAUUGGGGUUCAGGAAAAAAAACAAGUUUCUCAAGCACACCACUGGAAACUGAGGCUAAAGGUUUAUUGAUGACACGUACACAUGCAACAUAAGAUUCAAAUCAAUUAUGGUCGACGGAGACUGUAAAAUCUUAUUUGAUACAAUAUGAAGGAAAAUUGAAAAUGUCUCUAUUUAAAAUAUCAAUUUUGAUAUCUAUAUGUGGAGUGAAAUUUCUCAGAUCCUACUUUUGUUUCACCAAGAUAAUAAAAAAUUUCUUAGCUCAUUCGCUUACAACUUAUGGUGAUCUUAACUUCUUUUUCUAUACAUAUCCGUUGUUUCUACCUUAAUGGCUUCAUAAUUCUUUGUAUCAUGGUUAUGUAUAUUUUUUUUUAAUAUGAAUUUGACCUAAAAGCUCUGAAAUUUCAUAACUAGAGUCAAACCAAUCAAAAACAGACAAACACUACCACUCUGCAAUCUUAAAAAAACUUCGCAAAAGUCAAUGUUUGUACUCACUGAAGUGAAAAUUAAUAUUUUCAAAAUGAAGAAUCCUGCAUAAACCAUAAGAAAAAAAAAUUCACACAACAAGGAAUUAAAUUUUGGUUAAAUAAAGGCCAAUAAAACUCUCAACAAAUAAAAAUAUUGAUUUAAUAUUUUUUGUCAAAUUUAAUAAUUUAUAUAAAUACAAUACUGACAUUAAAAUUAUAAUUCGUUAGAUAUAUCCGCACAAAGUAUGGGACCUCACCUAGUCUCUUUUAUGUAAUCUCUAUAUAUAAUAAACUACAUUUUCUAUAUUUUUACUGGAGAAAGCUAAUCAUUCAUAUUCAUGACCAAUUAUGAGUUUAAAUAGUCAGAUAUAUUAAUAAAAAUAUUUUGUGUUAAUAGAAAGAAAAAACCAAGCUUAACAUUGGUUAAUGACCGUUAUUAUUCGACACAACAAUAUAACGUGAACAUACCUGAAAAAUAAAACUCCAUUCACAAUUAUAAGUUAAAUUUCAAUCCAUCGAUUUUUGUUCAAAUAGUUUUAAAUAUAAGUUUAUUGUCAAAAUUAUAUGGAAUUACAUGUAUGAAUAUAAUUAAAUAGAUAGAUAGAUAUAUAUAUAUAUAUAUAUAUAUAUAUAUAUAUAUAUAUAUAUAUAUAUAUAUAUAUAUAUAUAUGUACGUGUGUGUGUGUGUGUGUGAAGAUACCAAAUAUACUCAUAUCCUUGUCAAGAUUCAUUUAUUCCUACAGGAUAAUAUUCAAUACAUUAACGGGGGUGAUACAUCGAAAAUAUUAGAUACAUCAGAAAAAGAAAUUGAGUUAAAAUUUGGAAAAACAAAAAUAAAUAAAAACAAAAACAAAAAAAAAACUUGGGGUCCCUACAUUAUGACGCCAUGCUGAUUUCCCACGUGGGACGACUAUCCUCUAGGAUAACAACCAAUUAUACAGAGCCACGUGCAUGUGGAGAACGUUGUGUUCACGUGUGAGCCAUCAAUAAUGGAAGAGUGAAUAAGAGUCAAGUGCUUCUUCAGCUUCGCUUACUUGUACAGCUCCGGUCUGGACCAUUGAAAUCGUACCGAACCGAGCCAAAGUAGCUGAAAGAGAAAGAAUGUAAUGGUUUUGCUCUUAAAAUGUUUCAUAUUUUGACAUAUAUAAGAUAAUGGACCACCUUGAUCUCUUUAUCAUGGGUGCAGAAUCAUGGACAUGCCCCCGACAAAACGUUACAUUACGUUUCUACACUAAUCUCUUAUGGUUCUUUAGAAAGAAACAUCAAGAGCUCAAAUCUAUGAUCUCUGUUCAGUUAUGUAUGUACCUAAGACGUCCGGUCUAUUAAUGUUUUCUCAUGAUCAUACGUGUUGCAGUUAUUCCCCCAAGUUGACUUAGUAAACCGACGCGGUCGAUUUUAAUUUUGGUACAUUGGAUGGGAUGCAUGACCUUGGGAAGUCAAAUUCGUGAAUUAAAGGUGAGAAGUUGUUCUCGACCGACAUUUUUGGUUCCCGGUUGAGGUGUGAGAAGUAUUGAUUUGAGAAUUUUUGUUUUUUAUGGGUCUGCCAAUUAAUAUAUGUUUUUGGGAUUAUUCAAAAAAAAAAUUAAGAAGAAAAUUGCGUUCACAUGAAUAGACAAAGUAAUGUCUCUUUCGUUAUGAGUAUCCUAAGGAUGUCAACAACUGUGAAUGUGAUGUUGAUCUUCAUUUACCUUCCAUCUAUGGUUAUACGCAUUUGGUGCAGAGAUCAUUUUUCUGUAGAUGAUUAUUCUAUAUUUAGUUUGCACAUUCGACAUUUCAAGAAAGACAUUUUAAAUAAGCUACAUUUGCAGAAGAUAAAUGCAUUUCUAUCUAAAUAUUGUCGCCUUUUUAUCAAUCAAAUCGUAUGCUGUAUUGAACAUUAGUUAAUAAUUAUGUAUAAUAAUAUUGUUAUCAGAACUGAUUGUUAUAAUCCAUCCACACAUAACAUGUCAACAAAAAUGAUCGGAGACUUGGACUCUUGAAGUAACGAGUUCGAUUAUAUUUUAUUUAAACCAGGUUUUAUAUAAAAAUUAUAAACCAGGGUUUUGUGUAUUACUCCCUCUAUUUCACAUUAACUAUUACUUUUUAACAUUUUUUUUCUUGUUGCAUAAAAAUGUCGUUCUAUAAUUUUAAUACAAUUAGCUCAAUAUUAAUUGUAAAAUACAUUGAUCUUAUAAAUAAAUGUAUUUAUCUAAAAUGAUUUUGGUUAAAUAGAUGACAUUAAUGAAAACAUAAAUAAAUUUCAAUCAGUUUUUUAAUAUAUGUGAAAAAUGUCUAAUUGAUACUUUUUAUGAAACAGAAGGAGUAUAAAACUUUGAUUCAGAUUAAUUAAAACGGUUGAUAAAAUUUUAAUGAAUAGGAUCUUAACAAAAAAUUUUGGAUUUUAAGUCUUGACGCAGUUAUGGAGUGUUUAGGGUUUAGAAAGAAAAAAAUUAGAGAUUAAAUUUUUAUGUAUUAUAUCUAUAUAAAUUACGUUCUUAAAAAAUUGUUCUUUUAUAUAUGUGUGUUUUCUGAAAAUAUUGGGAAUAUAUAUAUAUAUAUAUAUAUAUAUAUAUUUGGAUUUGACUGUUGUCAAACUUAAUUCUAAUAAAAUGAUAGUACGAAAUAAUCUAGUGAUCACUAACAUAUAUAUUUAGCUAAAUAAAGUUAUGUACCAUAAUUAUAAAAUGAAAGAAAGGGAUUUUAGUAUAUUAAUGAUGAUUCUUUUUUUUUAACUUAUAUUUUUACACAUCCAUAGUACAUAACGAAAUCACUUAUAUUGAAUUAUGUUGGGUUUUUUUUUCUUAUUCUCUUAUACAUCACGAGAGCAGAUAAAAAAUAAUUGUUAUAAAUUUUUGUGUAUAUAUGUGUGAUUAGAGAGCUCAAACUGUACGUAACACCUGCUUAUAAAUCCACCAACGUUUUGUUUGUUUAUUUAUCUGGAGGAAGAAAACAUCGAUGGUAAGUGUAAAACAUGAGUAAGAGAGGGCAAACCAGUGGGAUAAAACGAUAUAACAAAGUUGACAAUUAUAAAAACAAAAGCAAAAAAUUGAAUGAGCUGUACGUGGGAUUAUGGAAGGCAUGUGGUUGGGCAGGGAGGUCAUGUCGCCUUCUUUGCUCUCUCUUUCUCACCGUUCUACAGAUUGCGAUGUUUUGUAUAAUUUACACUAAACCAGAGUUCUUCUUUUAUUCCCAGCUGAUGUUGCUAUUUGUGUCUUCUUACCCCUACAAUAUUUCCAUUUAUUUUGUUCUCAAUUCUACUAAUAGAAAAUCCCCAUGUUUUUUUUUUCAUUUUUACAUGAGGACUCAAACUUGAAUAUUGAGGUAAUAUUAAUUUGAUUGGAUUAUUUGUAAACUGAAAUAUACAUUCUAAAUUUGAAGAUAAUAUAUAAUGGAAGAUGUUUGGUAUAUUUACACUUCCGUAUUGGUAAAAUGGCAAUUACUGUACAUUUUAUUACUAUUUCCGCAAAAAAAAAAAUGAUUUCCGCAAAUAUGGAAAUAUAUUAUGACAUUGUAAAACUACGAUAUUUUCAUUAUAUACGUUCGCUUUCGUUAUAUCUUGUAAGUUGUAACUAAAAGUAACUAAAUUCCCAAAAAGGUUUGGUAAUGUGCUUUCCAUUUUGAUUGAUUUGGUUAAGCUUUUCACUUUUUAUGUACUUGAUACCAUUUCAUGUACAGUUAUAUAUUUACAUGACAUGACAAAUAAUUGGAAUAAACGUUAGUAUUUUAAAAAUUAAUAUUACGUUCUAAACAUACAUUUUAUAAUUUUCGUUUGCAAAAAGUGUACAGUAUAUGUAGAUCGAUAUCAUAUGAAGAUAUUAUAUUGAUCAUUAUUGACUCAUGAUGAUAACGAAAAGGUAAACUAAACCAACAGCUAGAAGAAUAAGAAAUGGUAUAUAACUUACAAGUUACUUUUGCAGCUUGAUCAUGAUCAAACCUAUGAUUAGAUAUAAUAUAAAAUGUACUUUAACAUAAAUCUUUUAUUCACGAAAAUGAAAUCAAACCCUAAUUCGCAACUUCGUUUCGACAUUUCCCGUAAACUUUUCAGUUCGCACGAUACUAAAAGGAUGUCAGUCCUUUUUCUCUGCUCAAGCACUCAUAGAUUUUAAAUUACAUCUCCCUUUUCAUCAAGUGCAUAAUCAUAUUCUCUAUAGUUUUAUCAAUUAUUGUAUAUGUUUUCUAGGGUUACGAAAAGAUGCUCUUCGAAUCCAGGAACGAUAAUGCAUACCAACCUCAUAUAUAUACAUAUGUGUAUUAGUAGUAUAGAUUUAAGAUCAUCUCCCAACUUCCAUUAGUAAUUUCAUUUUUAUCUUAGAGCUUUUCAGACUUGUUUCUAUAUUUUUCUAUGUUUCUUUUCUAAAAUAAAAGAAUUUUAUUAUGGAGAUGGUCAAUACAAUUUUUCUAUUUUUAGAAAAUGCUAUUUUGAUUCUAUAUUUAGAUGAAAAAUAGAAUUUCUCUAUAUUUUUAUUAAAAAUAGAGAAAAUCUAUUACAAAGACCUAUAUUUUUUAAAAUAUACAUUUAUAACAGAAUUUUUUAUUUUAGAGGAAAUUAUAAAAGUGAGUUGGUGAUGAUGUAAAGUAUGUGUAAAACAUUGAUUUUGAAUCAGCUACUCACGAAAACUAAAAUAAAUUUCGGAUCAAGUAAAGAAUAAAUCUGGUUUACGAGAGGUAUCAAGUUUACGUUCGGAAUGUUGUUGCACACUUGUUCUAAAAUCAAAAGUUUAUGUUUUCGGUGGUGUUUUGAAAUUUAGUAUUAGGGAAUUUAACGAACUCAUUUGAACGUUGUAAAAAUAGGUGGAUUGAGACUAAUCCUGGUUUAUGAUCUCUUAAAAUAUUUCUAAAAAUAUCCGGUAUACACAAUAUUGAUCAUAAAAUAUCCCAAAUUAUUGACCAUAAAAUUUGUAUAUGUACUAAUGCUACAAUAUUUAAUUAAUUUGUUUUUUUUAAUUAUAGAACCCAAUCUCUCAAAUCUGCGGGGGGGAAAGUGGAUAUAAUUUUCAUAUUGAGGUUUAUCCACUUAAAUAUUGUGUCUUUUUCAUUUCUUUUUCAAUAUAUAUUUCUAUAGUUAUGGUAACAUACGCGAUUCAAACUCACAUAAUUACACGGAUGAACUAAUAAUGUACUGAAUUUCUCUCCUAAAACACUACUUAAUAUGAUACAAAUGUUCAAAUAUUUAUCAUAAAAGUUAUUAAAAAAAAACCUCAAAGCAAAUGCAAGACUAAUCUGGGGUUUAGUCAAGGGAUCAAAUGUUCUUUAUCUAUCUAAAGCCUUUUUGACGGCGGUCAUAUAGUUAACUUUUAAAAUUAUAAUUCAAAUGGGUUAUUUCGAGCUUAACCCUAAUUUAAAAAUUAACCAUCCAUACCAAUAUACAGAACUAGUGCUUGAUUCAGAGGAACAAUUGAUCUCAUCAAAAGCUGGGACCUUUUAAAUUAUAAUAAUAUACAAAUAUCUAUACGUAUAUAUAUAUAUAUUUUUUAAAAAAUAUAUAUAUAUAUAUAUAUACCUAUGUGCAUAAUAACAAAUGAGCUCAUAACAAAUCUGGGGUAUAUGAAUAGAGGUGUAGCAAGUCCUUUCUUUAUAGCAAAACAUCUAUAACUCUAAGCAGAGCUCAUUAUAGAAACAGAACAGAAACAGAGCCUUCAUUACUUUCUUUCCUUUCUGAGCAAAUCCUCUUUCUGUUUCUUUCCCUUUUGGGGGUUGUAACUCUAUAAAGCAGAACCGUUAUCAGUUUCCUCUCUGCACUCAUCUCUUUGUUCUCUUUCUCUUUGUUUUCUUCCUCUUUUGUGUUCCAAUGGAAGGUUUAGAAUCGGUUUAUGCGCAAGCUAUGUACGGCACGAACCGAACCAUGGAGCAUCAAGGAUCAGAUUUGAUCUGGGGAGGCAAUGGGCUGAUCCCUCGAGAGCUCUGUUCUUCUUCUUCUUCCUCUCACCAGCUCAUUAAUCCGAAUCGUGGCAGCUGUUUCAUGUCCGAUCUUGGAGUCAUUGCUGAGAUUCAACAUCAACAACAUGUCGGAAACAGAGCUGCUUCCAUAGAUCCAUCAUCGCUGGAGUGUUUGUUAUCAGCGACGACGAACACUUCGACGGAAGACGACGAAGGAAUCUCUGCGCUUUUCUCAGAUUGUCAGACUCUUUGGAGCUUUGGUGGAGGAAUCUCAUCUGCAGAAUCUGAGAACAGAGAGAUCACUACAGAGACAACAACAAAGCCUAAGUCUUUGAAGAGAAACAGAGACGAGACAGGAAGUCACUUCCGUCUUGUCCAUCAUCCUCAAGAUGAUUCCGACAAGGGAAGCUUCAAGCUCAUUUACGAUGAGAAUCAAUCAAAAUCCAAGAAACCAAGAACAGAGAAAGGAGGUGGUUCUUCCAACAUCAGUUUCGGACAUUCAGCUUCUUUGUCUGAUAAUGCCGAGCCAGAUGCAGAAGCGAUCGCGCAGAUGAAGGAGAUGAUAUACAGAGCGGCUGCGUUCAGACCGGUGAACUUCGGUUUGGAGACCGUGGAGAAGCCUAAGAGGAAGAACGUGAAGAUAUCGACGGAUCCUCAAACGGUGGCGGCGAGGCAGAGGAGGGAGAGGAUAAGCGAGAAGAUUAGGGUUUUACAGACAUUGGUUCCAGGUGGGACUAAGAUGGACACUGCUUCAAUGCUUGAUGAGGCUGCUAAUUAUCUUAAGUUCCUUAGAGCGCAAGUAAAGGCUUUAGAAAACUUGAGACCCAAGCUUGACCCAACCAAUCUCUCCUUCUCCUCUCCUUUAUUCCACCCUUCUUUUCUUCCCAUGCAAAACCCUAAUCAGAUCUAAACAUGUCAGUUCAUCAUUAUCAUCAUCAUCAUCAACAGAAUCAUAGCUUCUUGAUUGUUUUAGCAGUUCUCAAGAAAAGGCAAGAAUGUUGUGUUGGGCAGUGUUGUUUCUACUUUCCAGUCUUUGUUUUCUGCAUUUCUUUUCAUACAAAGUUCUUUUUUUAAUUAUCUUUUUUUUUUUGUAGUAUCUGUGGAAUUUCGAGGGUUGAAAUUGUGAAAAACAGAGCCCUAAAGAUGUUAAUUUACUCUCUCUGCAACAUUUUUUCACCCUUUUAUUAUUUUACUAGAGGAAAGAAACCGUAAGAUACUUGCAAUUAUGAAGAAAUGAUUAUUAGCAAAAGUGUUUAGAAAGUGCCUCUA